Messenger RNA from Ruditapes philippinarum (Manila clam), 3397 nucleotides. RefSeq lists its product as uncharacterized. Lineage: Eukaryota; Metazoa; Mollusca; Bivalvia; Venerida; Veneridae. The coding region runs from base 309 to 2444 and encodes 711 amino acids. The transcript is spliced from 4 exons. The record is from RefSeq and is a predicted model, not a curated record. Gene Ontology annotation, molecular function: protein binding.
UACACACUGACGCUAACAUGUAACAUGACACGCUAGCAUUUCGAAUUUCAAUACUCUUAACAAAGUGAAAAUGUAAUACAUGUGAAUAGAGACUUCCAAAUAAAGUACGAUAUUUAUUUGGGAUAGCAACAAAGAAAGGAAGAGGAAGUGAGUCAUUUCCAUUUGUAUCUCCAUUCACAACGAAAAGUGGAAGAGAAAACAAACUUUCCGUCAAUCUAGUCAGGAAGAGGAAGUGAGUCAUUUCGUUUGUAUCUCCAUUCACAACCAACAGAGGAAGUGAAAACAAACUUUCCAGCAAACUAAUCAGAAUGCUUCAAUCACCUGAUAGCAGGAAACAUCUAUCACUGAUGUUAUCAGAGGUUUUAGAAGACAUUGGUGUGAAUGACAGAAUGAGGAUGAGAACAAGAAGAGUUAUCAAGUUGAUGGAGAAUAUGGAUACUAUCACAAUGAAGUCAUUUGGAAAUAACACUAUUUCAUAUUAUCUAGGGAGUAAGAUUGAGGGAACAACUACUUAUGGACUAAAGUCAGACUUCGAUAAGCUAUGUCUUAUGAAUUAUUACAAUGUAAUACAGAACAGGUCAGAGUGGGAACAUGGCAAAAUAAACUUCUUCAUGAUACAGGAUGAGCACACUACCCCUGGGUAUUGUUUUCUUCAGCUUCUCCAAGAUAAUAGACCUCUUCCUGCCACUGUUGUUCCUGAUAAAAGAUAUAUAUCCGAUUGGAAAGGAAGAAUAUUGCAUAAAAACAAAUUAUAUGAAGCAGAUAAUACUAUACUAGUUACACAACAUGGACCAUCAUAUGCUACACAGGGGAGGAAAGGAUUCAAUGAUGCAGACAGAGUGUUAGCGUAUCCCUGUAAAUCAUGGCCAAAGUCAGCAGAAUCAGGAUGGUUAGAGAGACAAAGUAUUGGAAAAUGGCCAACACAAGACAUGAGAAGAUAUGCAGCCAGUACUGUGUGUUGUGUUGUUCCAACUGGGAGUAAGGUCAGUGAAUACCCUGAAUUGGAGUGGAGAAUAUCUACAUCCCUGGCAGAAAGAUGUCUAAUGUUUGAUUUAGAUAUAACACAAAUAAAGUGCUAUGUUUUACUGAAGAUGAUUCUUAAAUCUCUUUUAAAUCCUCAAGGGGAAAUAAACAUUUCAAGCUUCAUGUGUAAAACAAUUUUACUUCAUUGUAUAGAACAAAAAGAGCCAAGCAUUUGGAAAGAGAACAAUUUAUUAGAAUGUUUAAAAGACUGCUUGAUGAAAUUAAGCAGUUGUGUACAGAACGACAAUCUGUCACACUUCAUUAUACCUGAUAACAAUUUGAUUGCAGGGCAAUUAACAGCUGAGACAAAACGUCAACUUUUAAUCAAUAUAAAUGAUUUUAUACAGAAUGAUGUACAUAGUUUACUUAAAAUUAAUAUUGAUAAUCUUGGACACAGACUUCAAGUUAAACUGAAAUUAGUACCUGAAAGACAAUACAAUUUUUACUCUUCACUGAAUACUUGUGAAAUUGUUUCCGCUUUCAAUUACAUACUAUUCUCAAACAGUUGUGGCGGUAACUAUACUUUUUUUUUAAAAAAAAUCUCUAAUGAAGAUAUUGGAAUAAUGAAGCAAAAUGUAGAAGGGCUAAUGAGCUUCAAUAAUAAUCAUCAUAAAUUAGAACAAGCUGCAUUCACGUUCCUAGCACCUUUUGUCUGUUCCACAUAUGGAUCUGUCCUGGCCUCAGAAAGUAUAGGUUUAAAACAUCAAGUGUCACCUCAAGCCUUGGCUUGGCUUUUAAAUGGUUUUGAAUCAGAUGUCUCAUCUGGCAGACUGAAAUUGGCUUCAGUAUUCUACAGUUCUGGGGAUAUAGAGAAAACUGAACUAAUUUUGAGGAACACUGAAGAGCAGUUUUACUCUUUUCCUGUUUUCCAUUUUUGUAACUGCCCGUAUCUAGUGCCUACACCAAAAGUGCCAGUAAAAGUAGAAAGGGUAUUUAAUGAACAAAAUGUGGACUGCGUCAAAUAUAUUACAGCAAUUUGUGUCAGAUUUUUAAAAAAAGAGAUCAACUGUGUUCCUCAUGAACUACAAUAUGAAAUGUUUAGAUCUACACAGGACGACAUAAAACAUAGAGAUAAAUAUUUAGACCUUUGGAUGGACUUUGCUGUUGUUGAUUCUCUUCCUUUCCUGUACUUCCUACAAUAUAAAGUCUACAGGCAUCUUCAUAUGUAUAAGGAUCAACUAAAAGCUAUUAAUAAACUUGCAAACAUCAUAAAAACAGAUAAAACCCUUGGACAUAAAGAAACAGCUCUCAAUGUUUUAGGGCAAUGCAUGGAACAAGAAAACAGACCUAAACAGGCAAUAAAAUGUUACUUGCUUUCUCUGAGACAAAGAGAAAGAAACAAUGUGGCACGAAUUCAUAUAUGCCGACUUCUCUCCGGAGUUCUAGUUGACAAGGAGGUUAUACUUUAUAGCAGAAAGUGAAAUCACCUAAUUACGUGGUCAAGAAAUUUCUUUUCCAAAAGGUAAGAUAUUAAUAGUGCGAUGCAAAAAAUGUAAAAAAUCUUACAGCAGACGAAAUGAAAUUUCUUUGGAUCUUAAAUUUUUAAAUUGAUCUAUCCACGAAAAAAGUGCCCCCACGAAAAAUAAUGAUUUUGCAGUAUACAGGUGAAUAUAGACUGAGUGGGAUUGAUAUGACUGGACGUGCUAGCUGGCGGCAAAAUAUAACCUGAAUAUGAUCUACAUGGUAUGAGAAUCUCAUUGAUGGAGGAAUAUAACCAGAUUGAGGUGAAAAUGACUUGCGGUGCUAACGGAUCGGAGAAAAUAACCAGAUAGAGAUCUAUAUGACUCGAGAUGCCAGCUGAUGAGUAAAUAUAACCAAAUAUGGGGCGGUAAAUUAGGGUUAUAUUGAUCAAAGACGGUAAUAUCCUGCCAUACAUCACGCCAGCAACCUUUUGAUUGAUUUAUAAUAUUGCUUAUUCAAUUACUGUCGAAAACAUUACAAUAAUGAUAAUCUAUAUAGAAUGUUGACGGUUAUUACUCUUAAUGCAAGACCAAAUCCAUUGUGGAUAGUGUUCGUUUUUUGUCCUUUUGCUAUGAACUGGUUCUGUAUGAUCAGUGACUGAUGAUUGAUUUUGUAUCGCUGAUUGAUUUGUAUGAAAGUUAUUUUAUAAACUGAUAUUGCUCUGUUCUGGGAUAGCUUUGACAUGUUUAAAUAACUGAAAACUCUCAUUCUAUCAAAGUGAUAACGUCUUGAAAUAAGGUAGACAAUUUUAAAUAGAAAUACUUUGCGGAUUUCUAUUUUGUUAUAUUAUGAAGUGACAUUCUAUCAAAACUGGUAUGUAUAUACCUAUUUAAAUUUGAACUAUGAACUGUCUCUAAUGUAAAUAUUGUCAUGAUUGUAAUUGUUAGAUAUGUUAUUUAUAAAUUUUCUAUUG